Molecule: messenger RNA, 3479 nt
Organism: Sus scrofa (pig)
Lineage: Eukaryota; Metazoa; Chordata; Mammalia; Artiodactyla; Suidae
Gene: AARS1
Product: alanyl-tRNA synthetase 1
Biological process (GO): alanyl-tRNA aminoacylation
Cellular component (GO): mitochondrion; cytoplasm
Molecular function (GO): aminoacyl-tRNA deacylase activity; alanine-tRNA ligase activity; ATP binding
Source: RefSeq, a predicted model, not a curated record
CGGCGGGGCACUUUCCAGCGGCGGGCUCUGGUUGGACCGGACGGUGCGUGUUGCGGCCGCUGGUGGCCAGGGCUCGGUGUGUCUGCGUGUCUGCGGGAACAGUGUGGCUCCAGCAUCCUCACUCGCUCGUGGUGGAAGCUGGGAAGGCAGCAGUUUACCAGCUGGGUUCUGGAGGAGCCAAGUGGAGGCAGGUUCCAUAAGGUUAUUUUCAAGAUGCAUUCAACCCUGACAGCAAGUGAAAUCCGGCAGCGAUUUAUAGAUUUCUUCAAGAGAAAUGAACAUACCUACGUUCACUCGUCUGCCACCAUCCCAUUGGAUGAUCCCACUUUGCUCUUUGCCAAUGCAGGCAUGAACCAGUUCAAACCCAUCUUUCUGAAUACCAUCGACCCAUCUCAUCCUAUGGCAAAGCUGAGCAGAGCUGCCAAUACGCAGAAGUGUAUCCGGGCUGGGGGCAAACACAACGACCUGGACGACGUGGGCAAGGAUGUCUAUCAUCACACCUUCUUUGAGAUGCUGGGCUCUUGGUCUUUCGGAGAUUACUUCAAGGAAUUGGCCUGUAAGAUGGCUCUGGAACUUCUCACCCAAGAGUUUGGCAUUCCAGUUGAAAGACUCUAUGUCACUUACUUUGGUGGGGAUGAAGCAGCUGGCUUAGAACCAGACUUGGAGUGCAAACAGAUCUGGCAAAACUUGGGGCUGGAUGACAGCAAGAUCCUCCCAGGCAACAUGAAGGAUAACUUCUGGGAGAUGGGUGACACGGGCCCGUGUGGUCCCUGCAGUGAAAUCCACUAUGACCGGAUAGGUGGUCGGGAUGCCGCCCACCUCGUCAACCAGGAUGACCCCAAUGUGCUGGAGAUCUGGAACCUCGUGUUCAUCCAGUAUAACAGAGAAACCGAUGGUGUUCUGAAACCUCUUCCCAAGAAAAGCAUUGACACAGGGAUGGGCCUGGAGCGACUGGUGUCUGUGCUGCAGAAUAAGAUGUCCAACUAUGACACUGACCUUUUUGUCCCAUACUUUGAAGCCAUUCAGAAGGGCACAGGUGCCCGGCCAUACACCGGGAAAGUUGGUGCUGAUGAUGCUGAUGGGAUCGACAUGGCCUACCGAGUGCUGGCUGACCAUGCUCGGACCAUCACCGUUGCCUUGGCUGAUGGUGGCCGACCUGACAAUACAGGGCGGGGGUACGUGUUGAGACGGAUUCUCCGCCGGGCUGUGCGAUACUCCCAUGAGAAACUCAACGCCAGCAGGGGUUUCUUUGCUACAUUAGUAGAUGUUGUCGUCCAGUCCCUGGGAGAUGCAUUUCCUGAGCUAAAAAAGGACCCAGAUAUGGUGAAGGACAUUAUUAAUGAGGAAGAAGUGCAAUUUCUCAAAACUCUCAGUAGAGGCCGUCGCAUCCUGGACAGGAAAAUUCAGAGCCUGGGAGACAGCAAAACCAUUCCUGGGGACACUGCUUGGCUCCUCUACGACACCUAUGGGUUUCCAGUGGAUCUCACGGGACUGAUUGCUGAAGAGAAGGGCCUGGUGGUAGAUAUGGAUGGCUUUGAAGAGGAGAGGAAACUGGCCCAGCUGAAAUCACAGGGCAAGGGAGCUGGUGGAGAAGAUCUCAUUAUGCUGGACAUUUAUGCUAUUGAAGAGCUCCGGGAAAGGGGUCUGGAGGCAACAGAUGAUUCUCCAAAGUAUAAUUACCAUUCGGACUCCAGUGGGAGCUAUGUGUUUGAGAGCGCUGUGGCCACGGUCAUGGCCCUGCGCAGGGACAGGAUGUUCGUGGAAGAAGUGUGCACAGGCCAGGAGUGUGGAGUGGUGCUGGACAAGACCUGUUUCUAUGCCGAGCAAGGAGGGCAAAUCUACGAUGAAGGCUACCUGGUGAAAGUGGAUGACAGCAGUGAGGACAAAACAGAGUUUACAGUGAAGAACGCUCAGGUGCGAGGAGGCUAUGUGCUGCACAUAGGAACCAUCUAUGGCAGCCUGAAAGUGGGGGAUCAGGUUCGGCUGUUUAUUGAUGAGCCCCGACGGAGGCCUGUCAUGAGCAACCACACAGCCACCCAUAUCCUGAACUUUGCCCUGCGCUCUGUGCUUGGAGAGGCUGACCAGAGAGGCUCCCUGGUUGCUCCUGGCCUUCGGUUUGACUUCACUGCCAAGGGAGCCAUGUCUACCCAGCAGAUUAAGAAGGCCGAGGAGCUGGCUAAUGAGAUGAUAGAGGCAGCCAAGCCCGUCUAUGCCCAGAAUUGUCCUCUGGCAGCAGCCAAAGCCAUCCAGGGCCUGCGGGCUGUGUUUGACGAGACCUACCCCGACCCUGUGCGAGUCGUCUCCAUUGGGGUCCCGGUGUCCGAGCUGCUGGAUGACCCCUCCGGUCCCGCUGGCUCACUCACUUCUGUUGAGUUCUGUGGGGGAACGCAUCUGCAGAAUUCGAGUCAUGCGGGAGCCUUUGUGAUUGUGAGUGAAGAAGCUAUUGCCAAGGGCAUCCGGCGGAUUGUUGCUGUCACCGGUGCUGAAGCCCAGAAGGCCCUCAGGAAAGCGGACAGCCUGAUGAAAUCUCUGUGUGCCAUGGAGGCCAAAGUGAAGGCCCAGACUGCACCCAAUAAGGACGUGCAGAGGGAGAUUGCUGACCUUGGCGAGGCCCUGGCCACCGCAGUCAUCCCCCAGUGGCAGAAGGACGAGUUCCGGGAGAAUCUCAGAUCCCUGAAGAAGGUCAUGGAUGACCUAGACCGGGCUAGUAAAGCCGAUGUCCAGAAGCGGGUGUUGGAGAGGACAAAACAGCUCAUUGACAGCAACCCCAACCAGCCCCUUGUCAUCCUGGAGAUGGAGAGCGGCGCCUCAGCCAAGGCCCUGAACGAAGCCUUGAAACUCUUCAAGACACAUUCUCCUCAGACGUCGGCCAUGCUCUUCACAGUGGAUAAUGAAGCUGGCAAGAUCAUCUGCUUGUGUCAAGUCCCCCAGAAUAUAGCCAACCGGGGCCUGAAAGCCAGCGAGUGGGUGCAACAGGUGUCAGGCCUGAUGGAUGGCAAAGGUGGUGGCAAAGAUGUGUCCGCUCAGGCCACAGGCAAGAACGUGGGCUGCCUGCAGGAGGCGCUGCAGCUGGCCACUUCCUUUGCCCAGCUCCGCCUGGAAGAUGUGAAGAACUGAGGGGGAAGGGUGGCUUCCACAGGGAGGUGUCUCCUCACUCAGAUGCAUCCGUCCAACCAGGAGCUCUCCGUCUGCCACAAGGGACAUUUUAAUCUUGGGACCUUUAAGCAGCCCCAUCUGUCCUCCUAACCCAGCAGUAACUGUAACUUAACCUGGGAGCCAGCCUGUGACUCAAUGCCCUUGUUACAUUUCUGCCCUGAACACGUCAGCACCAUCUGUUAGAACCACUACCCUAGGAUUGCUGUUUAUCGUUGUCAAGCUUGUGUCUAUAGAAAGAGUUCUCUGUAGACCCAAGGUUCUGGGCCUGCAGGAAGGAAUCAUUUUUUGCUGCAGAGAAUAAAAGGACCAUGUGCAAUACUUGA